GCUGCAUCAGUUGACAAAUAAUUUGUGAUUGUAACAGCAAUUUACGUCUAUAAAAAUUUUACUGUCUCAAGAUUUUAAAAGAAACGUGCUAAAUAUACUUGCUUGCACUUUUGCCAGUCCAACAGUUACGUAUACCCUGUGUUGAUCAUAGACAUGGCUACGAAAUAUUCAGCACCAAAAUAUGACUUUCAAAAGACGUUGCAGUGGAUAAAUGGAGACAAAUAUUAUCUUCAAGUCAGUACAGAAGCUUUUUACAACAUGUUUGAUCAAAACCACAAACAAAGAGAACGUUCGAAUAGGGAACAGCUAAAUUCCAAACAACUCCUACGUAUUUCAAAACGUGCUUUUGAAAAAGGAGAGUUAGAUGUCGCAGAGAAGUUCGUUGGAAAAGCAAUACAAAGACAAAAGAUUGAAGAUGCUUCAAGUGAAAGAAAUCCAGAGUUAUAUUAUCACUUGGCUGAAGUUCUACAACAAAGAGCAACUAAAGAUACUUUGCAAAAACUUGAAAGACAAAAAUUAUUGCUGCAAGCCACAGCACUUUACAUGUUUGUAAGAAAUUGUUUGAACAAAAGCAAUGAGAAAAGUGAACUUGUUGUGAAUAUUUCAAAGUCUUUACCUCAGAAAAUCUUGGAUGUUCAACAUUACAUCAUUGAAACUGCAUCAGGAAAUACAUCUACCUGUAAAUUCAAUUGUGAAAUUAAGAAGAAAGCUUUGAAAGAACUACGAAAGGAGGCGAAUGCUAGUUUGGAAGACAUAAAUAAUAAAUACGAUGCUGAAACAGGAAGUGAUGAUGACCUUCGAGAAAAAUUUAUCAAACAAACUUCUGAGGUGAAGACUUUGUUCAAAAGAAUUGCCACCAGGGUAAAACAGCUUUUCGUAGAAAUUAUUGAAGAAUGUUUGGAUGUGCUAGGAAAUCCUCCAUGCGAUUACGAAGUCAUGAUUCUUGGCUCAUUGGCAAGAGAAGAGAUGACACCAUAUUCAGAUAUAGAGUGGGCAAUACUAACUAACUCUGAAGAUGAGGAAUGUAAAACUUUCUUUCGUAAUUUGACAAAUCUUGUUCAUUUCCAGAUAAUCAACCUUGGAGAGACCAUUUUGCCUUGUUUGGACAUUGAGGUUUUGAGAGGAGAUUGGUUUUAUGAUGACGUAACACCACGUGGACUCUCCUUUGAUGCUUUAUUACCUCAAGCAUGCAAGACACCUUUAGGAAAUACAGUGGAUUUUGAGCUCAUUCAUACCCCACAGACCAUGGCCAAUUUUCAGAGUGAAUACUGGCACAAGAAGAAACCACACUUAGGAGAUAUUCUGUUGACUGUGGCGCCACUCAAAGACGACCAACAAACGUUAUUGAGCCAAUACAAAGAAAUUGUUGAGAAGAUUUUGCUUGAACCCUGUGACAAAGAUAAUUGUAGUAGUAAUAACACCAUUCUGACAAAAGGAGCUAGCAGAGGACAUCAGAUUCUAUCAAACGAUGCUGAUCGAUACGGAAAAACGAUAUUAGACAGCCAUCAAGCAUUUGAUGGAAAAGUGUAUGAUGUGAAAAAAGAAGUUUAUCGAUUGACCGAUCGCGUCGUUGCAGGACUUUCAAAGGUCUUUGGCAUCGCCACAAAUGGCUCUUUCGAAAUUCUCGAUGGUUUGUGUCAAAGUAAUGUAAUUUGCUCAAGUGCAAAGGAAAACAUUUCAAGUGCGGUAGCAAUUGCAUUAAAAUUUAGACUUAGUACCUACCUUUUAGCGGAAAAACAGGACGAAGCAAUCAAGACAAGAUCUAAGGACUCCAGCAAUGAAACUUGGCUAGCAAACAGUGGACUAACUACUUACGACGUAGCAAGAAAAAAAGAACUGUUUCAUUUUUUUUACGUGUCAACUCCACUGUAUGAGUUGCUACGUACGUUUAGUGCUGACGACAGGAUGAACUCAGAAGAUUUUAUGGGUAAUUUGUUUUUUGAUUGCUCUGAUAAGGUUAAAGGACACAUACACUGUCGUUUGUUAAACUACAUUGCAGCUUUGGACUGUUACAAGCGUGCGCAAUGUAAUGUUAAAUCUGACUAUGAGAACAUUGACUUGCGCAUUCGACGUUUGAGGCUUGAGUUUAUGUUGAGCAUGAGCUCAGACGUUCUUUUCAUUAAAGAGGAACUGAAAGUUAUACUUGAAGAGAUAGAUAAAAAAGCUACAGAUAGCAAAGCGAGCAAACAUGAAAGAAAAUUCUUGGACCAAUUUGUUGAUGUGCAUCUGUUUCAUGCGUCAUUUUGUUUAAGCCAAGGGGAUGUGGAAAUUGCAAGAGAAAGUCUCGAGCAAUGUAAGAAUAUAGAAUCUUAUGUUAGUGAUUUUCAAAAGCUAGCUGUACGAUUAAACAUUAUACAUGUAUCUCAAAUCCAAACCAACCAGAAAGAAUUCGAUGAUAUCAUAUCUCAACUCAAUGCACUGGUAAAGGACGAGGGUAACAGCGUCAUGGGAUUAAUUUGGUUGAACGAAUUAGGAAAAUUUCUGAUGCAUCAAAAGAAGAAUGCCGAAGCUUACCAGUGUUUGCAAAGAGCAUUGUUGAUGGGACGUAUUUUGUUCAGUAACAAUGUCAACUUUCAUGUUUUAUGGACUUUGUUCAUGCUUGGAACGGUUUGCUUUCGUUCAUUGAUGUAUGAGGAGGCUAAGUUCUACUUUUCAAAAAUUCUUGAACCGCUACUGUCUUUAGAUGAGCAAAUGAGCGUCAUCAUGAAAAGAGAAGUGUACCGCCAACUAGCAACACUCAGUACCUUUACCGACAACCAAGAGGAUGCAAUCACUUUUUUUGAGAAUUCUUUAGAAUGUAGUAACAUAAGUGGGGGAAGAGCAAAUGCUGACCUUAUGGUUGAUGGUUUGACACAUUGUGGCAUAGCUACUACUUGGUUCAAACUAGGUGAAAACGAAAAAGCUUGGAUAUCAGCGUUAAACGCUAAAGAUUGCCUUGAGAAGAUUCCUUAUAACCAAAAUAAGGUAUCACUUGAGUGCUUUGUUUCUAAAACCUUCAUGGAUAUAGGUAAGACCAACGAAGCAAUGUUAUUGCUGAAGCAGGGACUUGCCAAGCAACACGAUGCUGUUUUCAAAGAGAAUUAUUUGGAUUCUCUAGGGCAAUUAUGUUUUAAGAAAGGUCUUAAAGAAGAUGCAGAAUACUAUUACAAGAAAUCUUUAGAAAUAUUGAAAUCUGUAAAUAGUGAUACGCCUAAAAUCAUAGAAAGGCUUUUAAAUAUCGCCGAUCUUUUAAUAAACAAUAAAAAAUCGUCCGAAGCAUUUAUAUACCUGUCAGAUACUUCAAAAUAUGUAUUGGCAUUGGUCGAUAGCAAUGAAAAAUGCAAUUACUUAAAAAAGAUGGCCUAUAACUGGGAAGAGAUGGGGGACUAUUACGAAGCCCGAAAUUGUUUGGAGCAAGCAGUCAAGGUUUGUGAAUCAUCUGAAAAGAACGCAAAGGUGCUACCAAUUGAUGAAUUUGAUUUGCAUAUCAAAUUGAGUGACGUAGUUGCGAAGACUCUCGCGAGUUUAUCGUCAAACGAUGAAGUAAGCACCAAUGAACAAAUCAAAAAUGCAAAAUGGUUGCACUACGACCGAGCUGGCAAUGCCUUACGACGACAACUAGCAACAGGUCAAUUUAACUCUCAAACAGUUUCUUUGUUUCUUCUACUUGCAUCCAAAUAUCAUUCCAUUGACUUGAUGGAAAAAGAGAAACUUUUGCUUGAAGCUUUAGAAAUAAGCAAAUUGAUAUACGGACCUGAGGAAAAGAAUAAACAAGUGGCUUCAAUACUGAUUGAACUAGCUGACCUUUACCUAUCAAAAAAAGAAUACGAAAGUGCAGCGAGUUUUUUUGAGCGUUCUUUACAAAUGGAUAUGGAGAUACAUCGUUUGGAUCCUUAUCAUAUUAAUAUCAGCCAUGAAAUAUUUGUCCUAACAGGACUUUUUGGAGUAUCCACAGUGGCCACACAUGUCAACAACGAUACAGCAAGUUCUUAUUUUCUUGGAAAAACACAGUAAAGAAGAAGCGUUUAUGAACAGUGUUGUAAAAGCAAACUGCUUUACAGAAAUGGCGCUUUUAUGCUGUUUUUAGGAGAUUUCAAAAAAGCAGAGACGCUCAACAAAAUAGCUCGAGAUAUAUUUGCAACAGUCAAAGAGAAUGAGCUUCCCAGUAAUAUUAUUCCCAACGAAAAAUGUUGUAGUCUUAUUGAUCUCUUGGUGAAUCGCGUAGCAAAUGCGUCAGAUGAGGUGUUGAUUAAACUCAUGCCUCUACUCAGAGAGAUGCUAUCUUCUCUUCCAGAUGACGGGAAAGUCUGCAAAAGUGUCGGCAGCAGCAGUAUUUUCUCGAACGAAGGAAAAACUGAAAAGAGUGCUGUUACAUCAUCACCCAACAAACCAUUAAUUGAGAAUAAGGCUUCUGAGAAUUCUUUCACAACAGUUACUACAAUGGAGAUGUCCAGGAUUUCCAAAAUUAACUCUAAUUUAAAGAAUGUUUCUGUUAGUACAAAUGUAUUGAAUAGAAAAGAAGAUUUAACUCUACUCCAUGUCGCAUCAAGAGAAAAACUUGAUGUUCCGAGUGAUGUACCAGAACUGAUGCAAAGCAAAGACAGCGAUGAGCAGAAAGUCUCGAUAAAAUUACAUGCAAAUCAAUUGAACAUAACCGAUAAAAAUGAUAUGGUAUACUCUGUCGAUAAAAAUGAAGAAAACCCAAUGUGAAUCAAUCUAUUCACCAGAAAGAGAUGUCACACCUGAAUGUUAAGUUAGAGGAAUUAAAAACGGAUGUCCAAAAUAUCAGCUCUAUCGCAGAUUCUAUUAUGUAUAGUAAUAAGAGAGGUGAUUUAGAAACGGGUCUGCAAACGACAAAGGACUCUCUGGACCCUCUGCUUGCAUCAUUUUAUGGAAAGCUCUCCGGUGAUCCAAUUCAAUUUGUACUAAAUGAGGCGGAAAACGCUAGGAAAAAGAAAGAUAUUAAUGCUCUAAUGGGAUCAAUAGAACUUGCUUCUAAAUUCUUGAAGUUCUCGAAUAUUGAAGAUUCUAAACUAAAGGCAAAGAUUUCGAAGUUAAAUGGAGAAUGUCAACUGUUAAUGAAAAAUUAUAGAACAGCAGCUAUUAGUUUUGAUAAAGCAGUUUCUUUUCAUCGUUCAGCCACAACAGAAUUGGACCUUGAUCAUUAUAUUGAAUACGCAGAGAGUUUGAUUGGCUUAGUUAAGAGUCAUCUGCUCUGCAACAAAGUCCAGGAAGCCCAGGGUAUUUGUGAAGAAGGCCUGGCAAUAAUCUAUUCUAUUCAACCUCAAUGGAUAACAUCUAGAUUACUUGUACAGUUAUUUUAUCUAGCUGCAAAAUGUAAGAUUCAACAAGUUGCAUACUCAAAUGAUGAAGACGAUCUCAAACAAGUCGUGCUAUUUUGUCAACAAGCAUUAGAAACGAGUGAAUUUGUAGACCAUUCAAGUGGUACAAAUGAUAUUACAGAGGAGCUUGGCUUGGAAAAUGGAGAAUUUUUUGCUUUAAAAUAUGAUAUCAGACUUCUUAUGGCAUCAACAUUUUUGCGACAAAAAAAUUUAGAACUAGCGCAAAAGGUUGCAAAGGAGUUGAGAGAAUUUCUCCAAAACAUCGUUGUUGUCUUAGAAAUGUUUUCAAAAGACACAUGGCCGGCUGGAAAAGAUGAUUUUUUAAGGAUACAACUUCGUUUGUUUUCUUUGAUUGGAAGGGCUUCUGUUAUCACAAAUGAAACUGAAGAUGCAUUGAUUAACUUUAAGAAGUCCUUGGCAAUCUUACUUCAUCCAGACUGUCCAGAGGCAGUGGGAACAUCGGAAGAAAUCAUCGCUUUGCUCGAUGGACUUUCUGAAAUGAUUUCCAAAACCUCAGUUGAGAAAUCAUGCUGUCCUAUUCAGAGUGCUCUUGAAGUAUGCAAGGAUCACUUCCUUGAAGUAAACGAUAAACUUAAUAAACUGUGGGUUUCUUUAGCGGCUUAGGAACAUUAUACAUCAAUGAAAAUCGCAUUGAGGACUCCAUUAUUGUUUUCAAAAAAGGAUUGGAAAUAGCUGAGUGUUUGGAUGAUCAGAGCGAAAGUCGUGGACAAGCGUUAGUGCAACUUGCCAAUGCCUAUAGACUGCAAGCUAUUGCUAAUAAGAAGGAGUUUGGGUCAAACGUCUUUGAGGAACAUCACCUUGCAGAAAAGUACUUCCAAACUAAAAAUGGUAACGGGAAUGAAAACAGCAGCGCGAUGAAGAACAUUAUGUACGCUUAUUUCCUUUGUGAGGUAAAUCGUUUUAAAGAGGCCACAAUCAUUUUGAUGCAGACUGUUGAAUAUGAAACAUUGUGGUCUAGAAAUGUCUUUUGCGAAUACUCAAAGGGAGUUCUUUAUGGUUCCGAUAUUCAAAGUUAUAUUGAGUCAUACGGGGAGUUAUUUACAAGUAUGGGAAACUUGGCUUACUCGCUACUAGUUCGCGCUAAUGUGGAAAUUAGGAACAAAAGAGAAGCAGUUAAAUCGCACAAUAAACUUUCCACAGAUGGUCGAGAUUUGCCAAAGAUUUUGGGCGUUACAACUUCAUGCCUUUCUUAUCUACUCGUAAAGAGUGAGAAGUAUUUAUUGUCACUUAUUGAAGAACCGGAUAAGUUGUUGUUUGACGACUCUGAUUUUCCACUAUCGUUGGAGAAUCUGGCUAAAGUGUACUACGAGUUAGAGGAAUAUGAACUGACACUAAAAUUGUGCGAUAGAGCAAGGAAAUCGGAUGAAUUUUCAUCAAUUAGUUGCAAACUUUCAAUUUCUCAUCUUGAGGCAAAUGCUAUGGUUAUGACGACAGGAAAUUUUGCACAUUAUCACUAUAAAAUGUUCCUUGAUUUGCUGCAACAAGAAGAAAAUAUUUUAGAUAGAUCGUUUAAUGAUCAACAGGCCAUUCUUUCCCAGUACUCGUAUCCCAGACCAUAUUACGUUUACUACUUACUUGCCAGCAUGCUGGAUGAAAAGAAAGUUGAUAGAAAAAUAGCAUUAUGUGAGAAUUGCCUACUUCUGGAUCUAGAUUAUGACAUUGACCAGAAUGUUGUGGGUACUCUAACAGACCUAUAUCAAACAAAGGCAUUAAUAGAAGGCAAGGAUGAUGAAAUCGUUUAUCACUCGUGGUUAGAUAAAGCUCAAUCCUGUUUUGAGGAAUUAAUUAACAGAAAAAUAAAGAUGGCGCCAUUCGUAGAGAUUUCUUAUGCAUCGUUCCUCAAACGAGCUAAACGCUUCGAUGAAGCAAUUUCUCAUUUUGAGCAAGUACUUAGCAAUGAGACACUAAAUUUUAAGAUAUUGUACUCCGAAGUUGAUGUACCUUUGUCUGAUGUUUGCCGAGCGCGCGAAAUUCAAGCAAGAGGAAAACUUAUUUUGCAUGCAAAAAUGAGCGUUUAUUAUCAGUUGGUUCAGGUGUAUUUAGAAAGCGGUAAAUCGGAGAAAGCUGAAGAAUGUGCGCUUAGAAUGGAGGAAUAUGUUAACAGUCUUACAUAUGAUCCGAUUGUUCACUCCUUUCUUGCAUACACAUUAAAAGACACUGGACAGGAACGAAAGGCAAGGGAUAUACUUCAGCAAGUGCUGUAUAGAGAACCUGAUAACGAACCUGUAAAACUCGCCUUAGAAGAAAUUCAAACGCUGGAAUAAAGCAGAUAAACUUCAUAUAGAAAAUAUAUUUUAUGAAAGUCAUUUGAAAAUUUUACUUGAGCUAAUUGUGACAAUUAUUCGUUGCACAUAAAUAGAACAACAUAUUGACAUGAGGAAGUACAAAUUUGACUUAAGUCUUGAUUUUUUUCAUAAAGCUCUGUUCAGACAGGAAAAAAUUAAAGAAGGAAAUUAAAAAAGAAGAAGGACCAGUUUCAUUGACACUAAUGCAACAAAGACUAAAGAAUCCAAAAACUGCAAAAUCCUUUCUGUUUUGUGGAAAUGUGGCUCAAAGUGUGAAUGUGGCUUGCACAAGUAAAAUUAAUGUACCUCUAAUAACCUAUUUAAUCAAAAUUUUACUAAUUUAGCCAUUGAUUUUAAUAAAAUAUUCGUUUAUUUGGCAAUGAUCUUUGAGCAUUCUACGUUUAUGAAUCAAAAGACAGUUGCCCGAUUAGGAUUAUGAUAUUUUAAUUUUAUGAUUUCAUCUUAACAAAUAAUACAUAGCAUUGCUACAUAUAAUCAUAGACUGAAAUGUUUUAUUAACGGUAAAUUACGUUCUAACGUAUCAGAAAAACGUCGUUUGGUUGAAAUAUAUUUUCCAGGCUCAAAAUGGCAACGGGACUGAAAAUAGGAGCGUAUUAAAGCUUGUUAUGUACGCUUACUUUCUUUGUGAUGAAAGUUGUUUUGAAGAGGCCACAGUUUUAUAGUUAAUUAUUGAAGGAUACAAAGUUAUGUUGAGUCGUACGGGGAGUUACUAACGAUAAACUUAUGGUAAACGAAUGGCAGAAAUUUACAAACCAAUUUUGGCGUUACGACUUCAUUUUUAAUCUUAUCCCUAUCUGAUUGAGUGAGAAGUAUUUGGUGUCUCUUAUUAAAGAACCUAUAACAAAUACAAUCAACCUAUGUAAAUUUUCAAUUUUGCCUUAAAUGGAAAACAAUGUCUUUUACGAUAUCA
This is a messenger RNA of Xenia sp. Carnegie-2017, 8558 nucleotides long. RefSeq lists its product as uncharacterized. The record is from RefSeq and is a predicted model, not a curated record. NCBI's taxonomy places the organism in Eukaryota, Metazoa, Cnidaria, Anthozoa, Malacalcyonacea, Xeniidae. Gene Ontology annotation, molecular function: protein binding; [protein-PII] uridylyltransferase activity. The transcript has 7 exons. The coding region runs from base 154 to 3993 and encodes 1279 amino acids.